AUGAUUAUCACACAAAUACCAGUGUUAAAGUUGAUUGUUGAGUAUAUAGAUAGCAAUUUAGAUAGGAUUUGUUUCGUUUUGACAUGUAAGGAUCUGUUUGAUAAGAGAAACAAGAUUCUCACUAUUAAACCAGAGGUUUUAGAUCAUGAUAUGCAGCACUACUUCAUGGAGUUCAAGAUGAAGAGUUUUCUAAAGAAGACUUAUGAACAGGUGAAGGCGUUAUCAAAGAUAUCGAGUGUCGAUGUCGAUGUACCUAAUGUCUCUGGUCGGUACACCGGUCCAAUCCGCUACUACCAACCGGACUUUAACUCGGAAUUUCUUACUCGCACCCAUUCCAAUUCGGGCUGUUCCCAGAGACUUUGGAGCGACUUAUCAUAG
This is a messenger RNA of Heterostelium album PN500, 378 nucleotides long. RefSeq lists its product as uncharacterized. The record is from RefSeq and is a predicted model, not a curated record. The transcript is spliced from 2 exons. NCBI's taxonomy places the organism in Eukaryota, Evosea, Eumycetozoa, Acytosteliales, Acytosteliaceae. Bases 1 to 378 code for a protein of 125 amino acids.